CGCACGCGCGAGAGUUUCUGGCAGAAAGCAGGCGAGCGGCGGCCAGCGCGGAGCCUUGUGGGAGGGCUUGAGGAAGUAAAAUGGCGGACCUGGCGAACGAAGAAAAACCUGCCAUUGCUCCGCCCGUCUUUGUGUUUCAGAAGGAUAAAGGACAAAAGUCCUCUGCAGAGCAAAAAGACUUGUCGGAUUCGGGAGUGGAGCCUCAGGGGGAGGCUGAGGCUCCCCACCAUGGCCCAGGUCACCCUGAGUCAACUGGUGAGCAUGCUCUAGAGUCUCCUGCCCCCGCUAGCGCUUCAGCCAGCGCUCCUGAAGCCCAGCUUCCUCCUUUUCCACGAGAACUGGCAGGGUUACAGGCACCAAACCAUAGGCGCAAGAAGAAGCUGUGUUUGGCCAAGAGGUCAGCUGGAGGCUCCAGCCCUGAAGGUGGUGAAGAUUCUGACAGAGAAGAUGGAAAUUACUGCCCUCCUGUCAAGCGAGAAAGGACGUCCUCUUUAACCCAAUUCCCACCUUCACAGUCAGUAUCAAAAAACAAUGUUUUUAUGCCAUCAACCUUCUGCGAGCCAUCUGCAGGCAAUUCUGACUCAGAACCAGAGGAAAAGAGCAGUGGGUUCCGGUUGAAGCCACCAACACUGAUCCAUGGCCAGGCACCCAGUGCAGGUCUGCCAAGCCAGAAGCCCAAGGAGCAGCAGCGGAGCGUGCUUCGCCCGGCAGUGUUACAAGCCCCACAGCCAAAGGCACUCUCACAGGCCGUUCCAAGCAGCGGCACCAAUGGGCUCAGCAUCCCAGCAGACUGCACAGGAACAGCGACAUCGACAUCGCCUGACAACCCCACACAGAGAAGUCCGCCUGAUGAGGCGCCAGCACCUGAGGAGAAAGAGCCCCAGAAAAAUGAGUCUAGCAGUACUUCUGAGGAGGACAGCUGUGAGAAAAAAGAGCAAGUUGCACAGCAAGCGUUUGUAUUUGGGCAGAACUUGAGGGACAGAGUUAAGUUAAUAAAUGAAAACACUGAAGCAGCUGACAUGGAAAAUGCCGGACACCCCAGUUCAGAAACGCCAACUGCGACCAACUAUUUUCUUCAAUAUAUCAGCUCCAGUUUAGAGAACUCGACCAAUAGUGCCGAUGCCACCAGCAACAAAUUUGUAUUUGGCCAGAACAUGAGCGAGCGCGUAUUGAGUCCACCCAAAUUAAAUGAGGUCACUUCAGAUGCCAACAGGGAGAACUCAGCUGUCGAGUCUGGGUCCGAGUCUUCAUCCCAGGAGGCCACCCCUGAGAAAGAGUCCCUGGCCGAAUCGGCAGCUGCCUACACCAAGGCAACAGCGCGGAAGUGUUUGUUGGAAAAAGUGGAAGUUAUCACCGGGGAGGAGGCAGAGAGCAACGUGUUACAGAUCCAGUGUAAGCUGUUUGUCUUUGACAAGACCUCGCAGUCGUGGGUGGAGAGAGGCCGGGGACUGCUGAGACUCAACGACAUGGCAUCGGCUGACGAUGGGACAUUACAGUCCCGACUAGACCUUCCCUCUGAGCCCAUCUGAACUGCUCCACUGCCUCAAAGAUGGACACUUUGGGCUUGCGAGGCCAGGCUUAGAGGACACAAGGAGAUUUGGUCAGUUGAGACCCAGGACCCCACAGACCUCCCCAAUUUGGCCCAAGCUGCUCCCCGUCCUGUGUGGCCAUCUGGACGGGAUGACACCUUUUAGUCCUCACCAGGCCUGUUCUAAUGGGGAGAGCUAGGCAGGCUGGCUGGCUGGGCUCUGACAAAUUGGGCAGGCUGACUAUGGCAUUGGGUCUGCUGCAGGUAGACCUGGGGGUGUCACAUGUAUGUCCAGAGAGGAAAGGUCUGUGCCCAGUUUUUCUUUGCCAUAUGCUUCCUUCACUCUGUCUUUAUCUCCUUCCUAUUGCAAGCUCUGAGCAUAGGUUAGCCUCAGUCCUUUUUCUAAGGAAACCCCAGGGACUUGGCCUGUGAGUGGGGGACAGUGAAGAGGUCUUGACUUUUAUGUGACAUGUUUCACAAAGUGUGAGUAUCAACAAUUUCACUAAGCUUCUUCGUGAAGUCACUUCUUUGCUGUUAUUUUAGCAAUAAAGUUAAACAGAAAGCGCCUCCCUAGUUCUCUUCAGCUCUGCACCCUGGGCGCCAGCCUGGGGCAGGAUUGUCCAGGGGGUGGGCCGGGAGCGAGACCCGCAAGCCACCUGGUGCACACAAGCCCCUCCGGGAAGCCCACUGCUGGCGUGAACUUCAGGGAGCGCUGGGCCCAGGCCCACAGUGCCACGGGGCAGAGGUGGCCUCAGAACCUGAAGAACCUUGCAGAGUAGGGAGGGGUGUGUGGUGGGGGCGAAGGACAAAGUUAAAUCAAGAAGCAGAAACUUGGAGACCACAGUUUACCUAAUUAAGGAUGUAAAAGUGCUUUUGUUUUCAAAGGUUAUUGUUGGUGAGAUUAAAACAAUUGAAACUAAAAAAUAAAAAAGUGUGAGCGUCCCCUGUGUGCAGCCCACAAAUGUCCCUAUCUGGCCCUACCUCCCUACAUUCUCCUCCUGCUUCUGCCUAAUCACCCCCUUCCCCAAGGAAGCCCCCAUCCUGGCACACGCUGGCCUCUGACCCCGCCAGUGGCAUUGGUGGUUCUGGGCCCAGGAAGCCAGGUGGUGGUGCCAGGCCAGCCCCAGCACGUGUGGCUGUUGCUCAGUGGACAGGUGGGUGACUUUCCCGGACCUUGGGAGAGUCGUGGGAUUUCACCGUUGGGGUUUGCUUUCCUUCCAGGUUGUGUCUGUUCUAGCUGGUUGUUGGGCGGCGGGUGGGAAC
Messenger RNA from Myotis davidii, 2791 nucleotides. It is a transcript of the gene RANBP3, whose product is annotated as RAN binding protein 3. The transcript is spliced from 17 exons. Gene Ontology annotation, cellular component: nuclear pore; cytoplasm. Gene Ontology annotation, biological process: protein export from nucleus. The record is from RefSeq and is a predicted model, not a curated record. Lineage: Eukaryota; Metazoa; Chordata; Mammalia; Chiroptera; Vespertilionidae. Gene Ontology annotation, molecular function: GTPase activator activity. Bases 81 to 1529 code for a protein of 482 amino acids.